Messenger RNA from Sciurus carolinensis (gray squirrel), 5244 nucleotides. RefSeq names its product phospholipase C like 1 (inactive) (gene Plcl1). Gene Ontology annotation, biological process: intracellular signal transduction; lipid metabolic process. Gene Ontology annotation, molecular function: phosphatidylinositol-4,5-bisphosphate phospholipase C activity. The coding region runs from base 413 to 3784 and encodes 1123 amino acids. Lineage: Eukaryota; Metazoa; Chordata; Mammalia; Rodentia; Sciuridae. The record is from RefSeq and is a predicted model, not a curated record. The transcript is spliced from 6 exons.
GCCGCCGCCGCCGCCGCACUUCCUGGGGCCGCUGUCCGCAGGCAGGUGGCGGUUGAGCCCGCCUGCAGUCACCCGGCUCCGGCCCCUCUUUGGCUGCUCGCGUCCCAGCUCCGGAGGCCGUCUGGCCGGGCGCCAGGUGCCUUUUGUCUGGUGCAGAGAGGGCGUUUGCAUCACAUUUCGGAUACCUUCCUCUCCUUUUCCCUCUUCUCUCUCCCGCUCACAUCAUCAUCUCCCCACCCCCGCUGCCGUUGCCCGCCGGACUGUUGACCUCCUGGACCAAAGCCCGAGGACAUCUCUGCUGGAGUGAUGUCUCCUCUCCAGAAAGUUGCUGCCGUCCCUGCUGCUGCUGCUACCGCCUCCUCCGCCGCCGCAGGGCGGUGAAACAAAGUCUAGCGGGGCUGACUGCCGGUGCAUGAGUGCACCCCUGCCCGGCAGCUGGGCUCUGCUGCCAGGCGUGCUAUCUCCUCCAGGGGAGUCCGAAACGCGCCCUGCCAUGGCCGAGGGCGCGGUCAGCAGGGAGGGUCCGGCGCCGCCCGACGCUGCUGGCGGCGAAGACGACCCCCGAGUGGGCCUCGACACCGCCUCGGGAGACGCCUUGGCGGUGGCCGCUGGGGGCCGGAUGAGGGACCGUCGCAGCGGGGUUGCACUGCCGGGCGCCGCAGGAACCCCAGCGGAGAGCGAGGCGGGCCUCCUGGAAGCUGCACGAGCGACCCCCAGGCGCAGCAGCAUCAUCAAGGAUCCUUCAAACCAAAAGUGCGGUGGAAGAAAGAAAACAGUGUCGUUCAGCAGCAUGCCAUCGGAAAAGAAGAUCAGCAGCGCACACGACUGCAUCAGCUUCAUGCAAGCUGGCUGUGAACUGAAGAAAGUCCGGCCCAACUCCCGCAUCUACAACCGCUUCUUUACUCUGGACACAGACCUCCAAGCCCUUCGCUGGGAACCUUCCAAGAAGGACCUCGAGAAAGCUAAGCUUGAUAUUUCUGCCAUAAAAGAGAUCAGGCUGGGCAAGAACACAGAAACGUUUAGGAACAAUGGCCUUGCUGACCAGAUUUGCGAGGACUGUGCUUUUUCCAUACUCCAUGGGGAGAACUAUGAGUCUCUGGACUUAGUUGCCAAUUCAGCAGAUGUAGCAAACAUCUGGGUAUCUGGGUUACGAUACCUGGUUUCUCGUAGUAAGCAACCUCUUGAUUUUAUGGAGGGCAACCAGAACACCCCAAGGUUCAUGUGGUUAAAAACAGUGUUUGAAGCAGCAGAUGUUGAUGGGAAUGGAAUUAUGUUGGAAGAUACCUCUGUAGAGUUAAUAAAACAGCUCAACCCUACUCUGAAGGAAUCCAAGAUCAGGUUAAAGUUUAAAGAAAUCCAGAAGAGCAAAGAAAAACUAACCACCCGAGUGACAGAAGAGGAAUUUUGCGAAGCUUUUUGUGAACUUUGCACCAGGCCAGAAGUAUAUUUCUUACUUGUACAGAUAUCUAAAAACAAAGAAUUUUUGGAUGCCAAUGACCUCAUGCUCUUUUUAGAAGCUGAGCAAGGAGUCACCCAUAUCACUGAGGAUAUGUGCUUAGAUAUCAUUAGGAGAUAUGAACUUUCUGAAGAGGGGCGUCAAAAAGGGUUUCUUGCAAUCGAUGGCUUUACCCAGUAUUUAUUGUCACCAGAGUGUGACAUUUUUGAUCCUGAGCAAAAGAAGGUUGCUCAAGAUAUGACCCAGCCCUUAUCUCACUACUAUAUCAAUGCCUCCCAUAACACCUAUCUCAUAGAAGACCAGUUCAGGGGACCAGCUGAUAUCAAUGGUUAUGUUAGAGCUUUGAAAAUGGGCUGUCGAAGUGUUGAACUGGAUGUAAGUGAUGGUUCAGAUAAUGAACCAAUCCUAUGUAAUCGAAACAACAUGACAACACAUGUCUCCUUUCGAAGUGUCAUAGAGGUGAUAAAUAAGUUUGCCUUUGUUGCUUCUGAGUACCCGCUCAUUCUUUGUUUGGGGAAUCACUGCUCUCUACCACAGCAGAAGGUAAUGGUUGAACAGAUGAAAAAAAUCUUUGGCAAUAAACUCUAUACUGAAGCACCUUUGCCAUCAGAAUCCUACCUCCCAUCACCAGAAAAACUAAAAAGAAUGAUCAUUGUGAAAGGAAAGAAAUUGCCUUCUGAUUCUGAUGUGUUAGAAGGAGAAGUAACGGAUGAAGAUGAAGAAGCUGAAAUGUCUCGAAGGAUGUCAGUAGAUUACAAUGGUGAACAGAAACAAAUUUGGCUCUGUAAGGAGCUCUCUGAUUUGGUAUCUAUUUGUAAAUCUGUUCAGUAUAGGGAUUUUGAAGUAUCUAUGAAAAGCCAGAACUAUUGGGAAAUUUGUUCAUUUAGUGAGACAGAGGCCAGCCGAAUUGCAAAUGAAUAUCCAGAGGAUUUUGUAAAUUAUAAUAAGAAGUUCUUAUCAAGAAUAUAUCCAAGUGCCAUGCGGAUCGAUUCCAGUAACUUGAAUCCCCAGGACUUUUGGAAUUGUGGCUGUCAGAUUGUGGCAAUGAAUUUCCAGACUCCAGGUCCAAUGAUGGAUCUUCACACAGGCUGGUUUCUUCAAAACGGAGGAUGUGGUUAUGUUCUAAGGCCAUCGGUUAUGCGAGAUGAAGUAUCUUACUUCAGUGCAAAUACAAAAGGCAUUGUACCUGGGGUGUCUCCUCUGGCUCUUCACAUCAAGAUCAUCAGUGGUCAGAAUUUCCCAAAGCCCAAGGGAGCUUGUGCCAAAGGGGAUGUCAUUGAUCCCUAUGUUUGUAUAGAGAUCCAUGGAAUUCCAGCAGACUGUUCUGAACAAAGAACUAAAACUGUACAGCAAAACAGUGAUAAUCCUAUUUUUGAUGAAACGUUUGAGUUUCAAGUAAACCUUCCUGAGCUAGCCAUGAUCCGUUUUGUUGUCCUUGAUGAUGACUACAUUGGGGAUGAGUUUAUAGGGCAAUACACAAUACCCUUUGAAUGUUUGCAGCCUGGAUAUCGGCAUGUUCCCUUACGCUCCUUUGUAGGUGACAUCAUGGAGCACGUAACCCUUUUUGUCCACAUAGCAAUAACUAAUCGAAGUGGAGGAGGAAAGGCACAGAAGCGCAGCCUUUCAGUGAGAAUGGGGAAGAAAGUUCGAGAAUAUACCAUGCUCAGGAAUAUUGGUCUUAAAACCAUAGAUGACAUCUUCAAAAUUGCAGUGCAUCCCUUACGAGAAGCCAUAGAUAUGAGAGAAAAUAUGCAGAAUGCAAUAGUGUCCAUUAAGGAACUGUGUGGACUCCCUCCAAUUGCCAGUCUGAAGCAGUGCCUGUUAACCUUGUCCUCUCGGCUCAUCACCAGUGACAAUACUCCCUCAGUCUCUCUUGUGAUGAAAGACAGCUUCCCUUACCUGGAGCCCCUGGGUGCAAUUCCAGAUGUGCAGAAAAAGAUGCUGGCUGCUUAUGAUCUGAUGAUUCAAGAGAGCCGGUUUCUCAUAGAAAUGGCAGACACAGUCCAUGAAAAGAUUGUACAAUGUCAGAAAGCAGGGAUGGAGUUCCAUGAAGAGCUUCAUAACCUGGGGGCAAAGGAAGGUUUGAAAGGAAGAAAACUCAACAAGGCUACUGAGAGCUUUGCUUGGAACAUCACGGUAUUAAAGGGACAAGGAGACCUGUUGAAGAAUGCCAAGAAUGAAGCUAUAGAAAACAUGAAGCAGAUCCAGUUGGCAUGCUUGUCUUGUGGACUGAGUAAAGCCCCCGGCAGCAGUGCCGAAGCCAAGGGCAAGCGCAGCCUGGAAGCUAUCGAGGAGAAGGACGGUAGCGAGGAGAACGGGAAGCUGUGACCCUGGCAAAACCGACAUGCUCAUCUGUCCUCCUCAAGGACUCUGGUUUCUCAUUCUUGUAUUCUUGUUUUCUUUCUUUGAGUUUUUUAGAAGUUCACAAAGAGAUAACCUUCUGUGGAGUAUUGGGACAUAAACAUUUAUUUUCACACUGUCAGUAUUUUAAUGUAAUUUAUCUAAGUUGAAACCUUUAGUAACAAUGUUUUAAAUUCUGAAAUGUGUAUACACACCCACAUGUGUGUGGAUACCUUUGGAGAAAGUGUGUGUGUGUGUGUGUGUGUGUGUGUGUGUGUGUGAGAGAGAGAGAGAGAGAGAGAGAGAGAGAGAGAGAUCCUGUUAAAAUGUAAAAUUUAUUCCAUGUUGCAUUAUUCAUUUAGUAAGUUAUUCCUCUAUCGUUAUCAUCAUUUUGGGACAAAUUGUUAAUCUGAAAUUCUAACGAGCACUUACUAUAACCUGAUGCUGUGUUUAAUUUUACUUCUCUGCUGUUGUCAUUUAAUUUAGAGAUGUUAGCAUAGCCUAUUAUUGAAGAAAACCAAAUUUAUCAAAGCAUAGAUGUUUUGAGAGAUUAAAUAUAGAUUAAAAAAUUCCUAAGAAUCAUAGUCAAAAUACAAGUAAAUAAAAGAUUAAAUGAAUGUUCAGAAUUUCUGGAAAGAUCAACGAAGUUAUUUCUUUAGUUAGCAAACUCUUUAAAAUAUUUAUUAAAAAAAUCAAUUUUUAGGAAGUUUUUUGAUAGGUGUUUACUAAAUAUACAGUUUCAGUGGGAAACCUGAUCAUAAGUGAAUUUACACCCACAUGUGUGGUACUCUUAAACACACUGAAGGCUCUAGUAAUAGGAUUUUAAUGUGUAAUUAACAUUCAGUUAAGAAUUUCAAGAUUUGUAGGAAGGGCUUACUUCCAAACUGGCCGUCUAGCAUUCAUUUUUCUAUAAGAGACAUGACAACUGAGAGAUCUUAGCUUCCAUGGGAUUUAACAUAGGUACUAAAUUUAAAUUUGAAGACAUCAUUGUACCAAUACCAUAGCAUCACAUUGAGCUGAUAUAAAUUCUGUAUCAGAGAACAUCUUUAUGAUUUAAGAACUGAUUACAAAGCAUCUAUAAUACAAUUUUAACAAAUACAAAAAAUACUCACAAAACAGCAAAUGGCUAAUUAGAGUACACUUAUCAUUGCCUCUCAAUCAUUUUUACCCUAAUGUCUUCAUAAAGUACUUGAGUGUAAUGUUCAUUACCUCCAACAGAACUAAAUGUUCUAUGGUUAUGAAAGAAUAUAUUUAUUUAAAACAUUGCUUUUAUUUUGAAAGCUUCUUAAUUAAUUUGAUUAACAAAUGUGCUAAUUGGGGGGAACUUGGAGAAGAUAAUUGUUGAAAUUUUGCAAAUAUAAACAUCUUCUAUAGCUAUUGUGUUAUUUCUGACUUCUUCUUAACACUAUUAUGUUCACAUUGCACAUUACUGAGACAGUAAAGAUAUG